UGAGAAAACACUCGCUCGCGCGCCGCUGCUGAGUUUAGCCUGUUAGCUAGCCGCCUGACGGCUUUAAUUCAACACACUUAACAACAUUCACGAUGGAGCAUUCAUUCGGGAUUUCAGAUAGCCAAUGUUUGGCCACUGUUAGAGGACACGAGCUCAGAAGCGGACAGAAAGAACCAAGACUUCUGUCCCUGUUACAGUGUUCUGGACAGUUCAAGUUGGAUAUUUUGGAAAACCCUGAAGCAAUUGUAUUAAGCCAAGUGCCCCAGCGGUCCAUCCCCAUCAAUAACCAUUUUCAGAUAGUUCGAGAGGCUGAAGAAGCGCUUCUCAUUGACAUCUCGAUAAACACAACGGUACGGAUUCGUCUUCGAGGCGAGCAAAUGCCAGAGGUUCUGCUGGAGCUGCAGGAUGACGUGCACACUCAGUCUUUCUUACAACAUGUGACGAAGGCCAAACAGCAAGCUGAGAGGAGUUCACUGCCUAGGAAGAUGGAGCCUGUUGUACCCAUUCCAGUCAAAGACUGCAUUCCUGUUCCACCUCAAAGAGGAACCUCCAAGUCCACCUCAAACAACAUCAACAACAGUACUUUAGCAAAGCCCUCAAACGCAGACUCCGCCCUCUCGCUUGCGACAGAUUUUGGUUUCGAAGAAAAUUUUAACCAUUGUAUAAAAGUGGAAGAGAAGAAGAACCAACAAAACCGUAUAGUUGCACAACGAGAGCCGCCCCCUCCACCAGUGCCCCCUCUUCCCCCUCGAAAAGGCACAUACAAGCCAUCGACUAACCUCACGGCAGGCCUGACUGCUAAAGAAAGGCCACCCUCCGCACUGAAUGCCACACCUGUCAGAAAUGACAGAUUUCAGUCUGUAGACCGCUCUGUUUCCUGGUCUGACAGCCCAUCCAACUACACCAUGAGACAGACCAUGAUGAGCAGCCAGUCAGGGUCAAGGGAAGGCCUGCUCAAGUAUCGCCUCAGCAAGAAAGAGAAAGAAUAUGUGGACAUUAAGAACUUUCGGUUCUUCUUGGGCACUUGGAAUGUGAACGGUCAGUCCCCUGACAGCAGUCUUGAGCCCUGGCUGUGCUGUGACUCAGAACCUCCAGAUGUCUACGCACUGGGAUUUCAGGAGCUGGACCUGAGCACAGAGGCAUUUUUCUAUAUGGACUCAUCCAAAGAACAGUUAUGGGUUGAUGCAGUAGAGAGAAGCCUCCACCAUAAAGCCAGAUACAUGCAGGUCCGUAUCAUUCGCCUAGUUGGAAUGAUGAUGGUGGUGUAUGUCAACAAGGUGCACAAAGAUCACAUUAGAGAGGUGGCUUCUGAGUCUGUGGGAACUGGCCUCAUGAAUAAAAUGGGGAAUAAAGGAGGAGUGGCUGUGCGUUUUGUGUUUCACAAUACCAGCUUCUGCUUCGUGAACUCUCAUUUGGCGGCUCAUGUGGAUGACAUUGAGAGGCGGAACCAGGACUACAAAGACAUCUGUGCCCGCAUGAGUUUCCACCUGCUGGACUGCCCCCCUCUCAAUAUAGUGAAACAUGAUGUGGUGAUUUGGCUUGGAGAUCUUAACUACAGACUAUGUUUGAAUGAUACCAUGGAAGUAAAGAGACUUAUUGCUGAGAAUGAAUUACGGAGGCUUCAGGAGUAUGAUCAGCUGAAUAUCCAGAGAAAGACUAAACGUGCCUUCACUGAUUUCAUGGAAGGGGAUAUUAAUUUCAUCCCAACUUACAAAUAUGAUGCUAAAUCCGAUGGAUGGGACUCAAGUGGGAAGUGUCGAGUCCCUGCCUGGUGCGACCGUAUCCUCUGGAGGGGGAGCAACGUAAAGCAACUUCACUACCGCAGUCACAUGGACCUAAAGACCAGUGACCACAAACCCGUCAGCUCUGUCUUUAGUGUCGGGGUGAAAAUGGUGAUAGAGCAGCGCUACAAGAAGGUGUUUGAAGAGAUUGUGCGGGACAUGGACAGAAUGGAAAAUGACUUUCUGCCCUCUUUGUCCCUAACCCGACGGGAGUUCACCUUUGAGAAUGUGAAGUUCCGUCAGCUGCAGCGUCAGAGUUUUCUCAUCACUAAUGAUGGACAGGUUGCUUGCACCUUUGCCUUCAUUCCCAAACUUAAUGACUCUCAAUACUGUAAGCCCUGGCUACGUGCUGAGCCCAACGAAGGGGUACUAGACCCUAAUGAGACAAUGGAGAUCUUCCUGGAGGUGUAUGUUAGUAAAGAUUCUGUAACACUGCUGAACUCUGGUGAGGAUAAAAUCGAGGACAUUCUGGUGCUUCAUCUGGACCGGGGAAAAGACUACUUCAUCACUGUCUCUGGAAACUAUCUGCCCAGCUGUUUUGGCACAUCUCUGGAGACUCUGUGCCGUAUGAAGAAGCCCAUCCGUGAGAUCCCCAUCACCAAACUCAUCGAUCUGGGAGAGGAUAGCUGCAUGGAGAAGGAGAAAUCCCGGAUGUAUUCCUUGUUUGACAAUUCUGGAACAGAGGAUAAACCUCUGAAGAUUCCCAAAGAGGUCUGGUUGCUUGUUAAUCACCUCUACACCAAGGCCUGCCAGCAGGAGGACCUUUUUCAGACCCCUGGCCUGCAAGACGAGCUACAGAGUAUUAUUGACUGCUUGGACACCAGCAUUCCUGAAUCCAUCCCUGGCUGUAAUCACUCAGUUGCUGAAGCACUAUUGAUCUUCUUGGAGGCUCUUCCUGAACCUGUGCUGUGUUAUGAACUCUAUCAGCGCUGUCUUGAAUGCUCUCAUGACAGCCGCCUCUGCAAACAGCUAAUAUCUCAGCUCCCACGAGCCCAUCGCAAUGUGUUCCGCUACCUGAUGGCCUUCUUGAGAGAAUUACUCAAACACUCUUUCGACAACAACCUGAACGCCAACCUCCUAGCUACUCUCUUCGCAAGCCUCCUCAUUCGGCCUCCUCCCAACCUUGCUGGCAAACAGACACCACACGAUCGUCAGAAAACCAAUGACUUCAUACUGGGGUUCCUGAUGGGAGGCGAUGAAGACUGAGGGAGAGGACUGCAGAAUGAGGUGUUCAGGUGGUUCUGAAGCAAAAAAGACUCUUGAGGUGUGUUUGUGGCUGGUCUUCUGGGAGAUAUAUGGGCCCCCCUGCACUAAGAUGGCUAACGACCUCCGUGAUGAAAGUUUGGAACUGUUGGAUAGUUCUGUUUUGCACAGACAUUGCCCAUUGGUUCUUCGGUUCCUGCUUCAGAGGAAUAGAUGUCAGUUUAUCUCUGCUCCCUGAAUGUGUUGCUCUGGGAGUAUUAAUAACAAACCUCAUCUUUUUGACUGUAGCAUCAAUAAUCCUACGUGCAGCCCCAGUUUCUCUGCUUUUGACCUCUGGAUCAGUGCUGUAAUGCCAAAUCUGAUAUUCCCGACCAUAUUUGACUGAAUGUGACUCUUGGCUACUCAAAAGAAGGUCUUUGUUACACUAAAGGAAAGCCAUGUAUUGGAGAUUGUAUUGACUGCUGCUGCCAGUUUAAACACUCCCUCAGAGCACUUUUUUCCACCUGUCUCACGCUUCCUUUUCUCCUUCGAAAAAUGACCUUCACAAAGAAGUGUUUCUGACAAGGUGACUUAGACAAUCGACUACCUUUCAGAGUGGAGGAGAAGUCUGGACUAUGAUCUUUACUCACAGUUCUAUCUGAAUCAUGAUGAAUCAGCCGACUUUGUCCAUUGUGGUGUGCACGUUAUUUAUGUUUUCCAGUCUCAUACAUCCUUGUUGUCCUUAGCAUUGGGCAUUUGUAUGUCCUCCACUGAUGAAUCUGUCAUCCUUCAGAAUAGACUCUUCAGUCUGUUGUGAUUGCAUAUCCAAACCCAUAAUCCUCAAUAAUAGCAAUGAGCGUCAACUUUAGAUGUGGUUAUCUUUAUCAGAUCUGGACUCUGGGGCUGAUGCUUUUAUUCUUUUGAGGUCUUAUUCUUUUACAGAUCUUCUCUGGAUCCUGUUGUGCUACAGAGACGUUAACA
Molecule: messenger RNA, 3944 nt
Organism: Rhinichthys klamathensis goyatoka
Lineage: Eukaryota; Metazoa; Chordata; Actinopteri; Cypriniformes; Leuciscidae
Gene: ocrl
Product: OCRL inositol polyphosphate-5-phosphatase
Exons: 24
Coding region: 93-2987 (964 amino acids)
Biological process (GO): signal transduction; phosphatidylinositol dephosphorylation
Cellular component (GO): membrane; cytoplasm
Molecular function (GO): phosphatidylinositol-4,5-bisphosphate 5-phosphatase activity; inositol phosphate phosphatase activity
Source: RefSeq, a predicted model, not a curated record